Molecule: messenger RNA, 5892 nt
Organism: Nezara viridula (southern green stink bug)
Lineage: Eukaryota; Metazoa; Arthropoda; Insecta; Hemiptera; Pentatomidae
Source: the annotation of a GenBank genome assembly
GGGUGAGAGUGGUUCGUUUGGAGAGAGGUGUCCUCUUUUUCAGUCUAGAAAUCCUCCUGACAAAGUUUAUACACGAUGUCAGAUCCAACCAUUGUGAUAGUUGAAGCAGUCAGGACACCUAUAGGUUCCAUUUGUGGUUCACUUUCUUCUGUGAAAUCUCAUGAGUUAGGAACUGCUGUCAUUAAGGAGCUUCUUUUGAGAACCAAACUGCCAUCAAGCGCAAUAUCAGAAGUGAUUAUGGGACAGGUACUUACUGCAGGAGCAGGUCAAAAUCCAGCCAGACAAUCGGCCAUAAACGCUGGCAUUCCUAUUACAGUUCCUGCCUAUACUAUUAAUCAACUUUGCGGAUCUGGCUUAAAGUCUGUUUUCCUAGGAUAUCAGAGUAUCAAGGCUGGCGAGACUAGUAUUGUCAUAUGUGGGGGACAGGAAUCAAUGUCAAUGGCCCCUCAUUGUGUUCUGAUGCGAAAGUCUGUAAAAAUGGGAAAUACACCUCUUGUGUGUACACUAACUACAGAUGGAUUAACUGAUGCGUUUAAUUCUAUUCAUAUGGGCUUGACAGCUGAAAAUAUAGCCCAAGAAUUCAACAUAUCAAGAAAAGAGCAAGAUUUAUUUGCUGCUAAAUCUCAAAAUAAAACAGAAGCUGCUCAAAAGCAAGGCUAUUUCGAUAAAGAAAUAGUUACAAUUACAGUAAAAGAUAGGAAAGGAGAUAUAUUAGUUAGCAAGGAUGAAUUUCCCUGUCAUGGAACUACAUGUGGAACCCUUGAGCGGCUCAGGCCAGCUUUUUUAAAAGAUGGUACAGUGACUGCAGGAAAUGCAUCUGGUUUGAAUGAUGGUGCUGCUGGAGUAAUUUUGAUGACAUUGGAUGAAGCAAGAAAACAAAAUUUAGUUCCAAAAGUAAAAAUUAUUGGUUUUGGUCAAGCUGGGCUGGAACCAAAGGUUAUGGGUUUAGGGCCAAUUCCUGCGAUUAAAAAUUUGUUAAAUGAGGCAUUUGCUGCCCAAUCAAUUGCAGUGGUUAGAGAACUGGGAAUUGAUGAGGAAAAGGUAAACAUCAGUGGAGGAGCUAUAGCAUUAGGCCAUCCUGUGGGAGCAUCAGGAGCCAGGGUAUUGGUUACCUUGAUAUAUGCACUGCAAAGAACGGGAAAAUCAAAAGGAAUCGCAGCACUUUGUAUUGGAGGAGGUAUGGGUAUUGCGAUAGCUGUAGAGAGAAUUUAACUCUUCAAGAUUAUAAUGUUUUGUUAUAAUUAAAUGUAUAAUUUUAACAAUUUUGUGCUUAGAAUCACUGUUAGAGACAAAUUAAGAUAAAAUACAGUAUUUUUAUUGUUAAUAGCUAUAUGUAACAUUCUUAGUUUGGCACAAGUAUCUCAGGAAUUUGUAAGCAUUUUGUUACACUAUUAUUUAGUUUUUAAUAUUUUUAUUUUAAUUGCUGUGAACUUCCUAGAAGUUUUUAAUGCAUAAAUUAUGACAUUUGUUAUUUUAGGUAUAAAAUUUUGAUUUUUUUUUUUUUUUAACAAGAUUUAUAUAUUGUACGUUAUGUUUUAAUUUAAUUAUUUUGUUUAAUGAAAAGUAAAGUGUAUGUAAAAUUAAAUUAUUAAAAUAUUUUGUUUAAUGGAAAAAAAAUUGUAUGCUAAAGAGGAAUGAAUGAUGGUUAAAGGUAGUAUGAAUGGUAAAAUUUUAUAAAUUUGUUAAUUUUUGUUGUUUAUUAUUAGGUUGUUUACAUAAUAUAUUAAAUAAACCAUGUUACUACUAAUGAUCAUAGAUCUUGAUAUUCAGGGGAUUAGGUACUACCACACUAUUUAUCAUUUUAUUGUUUAAAAUGAAUUAUGGAUGCUAUAAAAAUGUAUGACAUACAUUAUGCUAUUUUUUAAUCCAAAGAAUGAUUGGAGAAUGUUUAAUAUAUGUGAAAUUAGAAUGCUAAUUACCAAAAAAGCAUUAUGAAAUUUAGGUAACCAGUCAUUUUUAACACGUUGAUGGCCACAAUGCUUUUUAAGAAUUCCGGUCUAAAAGCCAAUUUAAUUUAAUCAUGUCAUGUUAUUAAAAACUCGAAUUUUAAUACAUAGUUAACAUCAAAAAGCAGUAUGACUUUCAUUGUUGCUGCAAAAAUAUGGCACCUAAGUAAUCUUCUAAAUAACUUGUAGUUGGCGUCCAUGGUCAAGAAUAUUAACUUUUUUUUCUUUUUGGCUACACAAGAUUUUUCCCAGGCCAUGGGAGGGGGUGGGGGAUUAUGUCAGGGUUGAAAGCCACUGACAGCAGGACUUGAACUCAUAUACUUCAGUUUAUCAAGUUGCUGGGCAACUUGUGUUCUACACCCCUUAACAAUAAUAACUAAGAAUUAUCUAGUAAGUUGGCAAUCAGCGUGUUAAAAUAUCUCUUUGUUUUAAUAAAUUGACAGCAAGUGCUGUAAAUGAAUCUCAGCAGCAUAAAAUAUUUUGCUCAAUUCUUGACAUUGCCUAGUCAUAUUUAAUCAAUGAUGUAAGUUAUUCAAUUCCUUAUGGCAUCUGAAUAUUACGUAUUUAUUCGAGUUAAUGUUACACAAGGCAAAUGGUUAUUAAUCAAAAAAAAAUUUUUAUUGCACUAUUGAACUCAAAUUAAUUAGGGUAAAAGGGAUGUUAGUAAAAAAACAUGUUAAAUAUUUGUUUGUUGAUAAAUAAAUAAUGAUUUUAUUGAUGAUUUAAUCAAUUAAAAAUAUUUACUUAAAUCUUAAAAAAAAAAAAAAAAACUUGUUAUAGCUCAUUGAAGUAAUUGGACUUUUGUGGAAAUAUUGUUAACUUUCAAUCUAACCAAUUUUUUCAAUUAUAAUACAUAUUUAAGUAAAGUUAAGAAGUAUUGAAAAACAGGUAAAUUGCCAUGCUCCAUGAAGUCCAUAUAUAAAUCAGGACAAACCAUAAUUUUGCAGAAAGUCUAAAUGAUAUCCCCUACUCUUUCAUAUCCAUUCUUUAUGCAGAGAAGAAAACUAUGAAUUACUGAGGUUAGAACCUUAAAAUCUAAGUCCAGAAAUUGUUUUUGUUCCUUCGAUUUUAUAUAUAUGGAAAAAAAAGAGUAUUAUUUUUAUUGAUACUGAACUAUCUUAUUAGUUUCCCUUUUUUUUUUUAAUUUUUGUUUUUAUAAAAACAAUUUUAUGGGUUUAAUACAUUAUUCAUGCCCCUCAAUCCAAGUCCAAAAUAUAGCAGAAAUUACUUGGUCAAAGAUAGUUCUUAGAGGUCUUUUAUCGCUUUUGUUAAUUAUCUUCCUCUUCAGUUUUUUAUUACAAUUACCAAAAUGCUCAAUUACUUUUUCAGGAAGAAUAUUAUUGGGAUUUUCAUUAGUCUUAUCACUACAAUACUUUUUGAAUAAGAAUAUUAUAAAGAUUUUCGUAUUUCUAUCUUAGUUCUCCGUUAAACUUUGCUAAAGAAGCUACUUCUGUGUCAUUGCACACUUGUUUAAUCCUUUAUAGACAAAUGGUACACAUUAGUCAUAGUCCAUACGUCAUUUAGAAUUCUACAAUAUUUUAUUGUGAACUAUUAAGUGGAAACCAAGACUAGGAAUUAUGUUAAGGACUAUUCCACUGAAAGAGCUGGUUUAGAAAAUUUGGUGUAUAAAUUCUGUACCAGCGACCAUGUGCUUAAUAUACCCCAAAUUGUCUACAUUCCUGUAAUUACGAAAUUGAAAGGAAAAAAAAUAUAGUAUCAAAUAAUUUUAAUUUAAAUUCACUAAAAAUUACCCUCUCCCUCACUAAAAAUUUGAGGUUUAUGUUUCAAAAUACAUAAGAUACAAAAUUCGUCCUUCAUAUUUACUGGGAGGUGCAAUUUCUAUGACCGCGAGUGUAUUUAAAGCAAAAUGUAUGUAUGUCUAAUUUCAGUACUUCUCAAAGAUUUUAACUAAGGUGAAAAAUUAUACUCAACUAAUUACCAUUCUGUUUUUAUCAAUCAACGUAUGUUUAUAUUGAAUAAAAUGUUAACAAUGUAUGGAAACAAAACAAAUAUAAUAUGUCAAUAAGUUGUUUUUUACUGAUCUGAGACUGAAAUUAGGUUUAGAAAAUUAUAUCUAACUCUUAAAAAGACCAAUAAUGGGUCCAAUGUUAUAAGUACCAAAGAAAAGGAUGACCAUGACAAUAACAAUAAAACAUUAUUUUUAAUGUUAAAAAGUGGAUUGCCAAAGAGGUGCUGUUUUGGUAUCGCACACAGAAUGACAGAUAAAACUCAAAAUUUCAAUUGUUGGAUCUAUCAUCAUUCCAAAAACCAGUUGGCCCUCAAAUACAUUAGGUGAUGUUCUGGCAAUAUGUGUUAUAAUAACACCUUAGAUGCUUCCCUAUAGAACUUAAAAUAUGUAUAUUAUGUUGAUUAAAAAAAAAUGUUUGAGUUGUGCCUUAUCAUUCUGGUGUGUGAUAUAUGUAGUUAGCUGAAAAGAUUUAUAAAUUCAUUAUCUUUUAUAAGUAAUACUAAUUUAUAUAUAUAUAAUAUAAUAUUAAAUGUUUAAUUGAUAUUUAGAUUGUUGGCAUCAAUAAUUUUAUAAAGGUUUUUGUAAUUUUGAGAUUGAUGAAGUAAAAUAAAGUAUUGUUUUGGAAUUGUAUAAUAUACAAGUUGCACGUAGAAUUGAGUUGGAUAUAAUUUUUCAUUUAUUUUUUUAUUGUUUUAAGUAAAUAAAAAAUAAGUAUGUGAAUAUGAAGUUUUUUUUUACAUAUAAAGAAAUAAAGUUAAACAGAAAUCUGAUUUCCUUCAUUGAACUAAAUAGUAUUUAAUUAUUGAAACCAAUCACAGGAGUAAAUCUUUAGUAAAUAAAAAUUAAUUAUAGGAAAAUUUGUUUUUAUUUAAAUGGACGUCUAAUUGAUUUGAGUUACAAACCCAAGAGAGAAAAGACACGUAAAAAAAAACAUUGUUUGAGAUCUUGGCUUUUGAGAACUCAGUAACUUUGAAAAAAAAAAAACAUAAAUCUUUAACUCCUCCAACUAUCAACUAAUGGUACCCCAAAGAAGCAAGUCAACGUGAAAAAUAAAAAAAAAAGUUAAUUUUAAGUAUAAAAUUGAGUAUUAAAAUCAAAUAUACAAUUAUUUAUGGGCAUUUCACAAAUACUAAAUCAAUUAGUCCUCUUAAGGAUAGUUUCUUCAUUAAAAAAAUAUUUUGUUUUUAUUAUAAGCUUUCUAUUUUGUUUAUUAUAAGCUUUUGUUGUAUAAAUUAUUAUUCUAUUAAAUAAAUUAUUUAUAUUUGUUUAAUUUUAUUUAUUUGCAAACCUUAGAAAAUAAAAAUAUCGUUGCUGUUAGUGCAAAGGACUGUACCAAAAAUUGAGUUUCUUUUUACAGAAGAGCAAAAAAACUGAUUACUUCUUUAUGAUUUAUUAGUAUAAUUUCAUACUUAACUUCCAUGUGCUAAUUUAGCAGACUACUUAUUACUGUUGCAGACUACAAUAUGUCACCUUUAGCACAAAUAGAAUAAACAUGGUAAAUUGUUACAUACGGCUUUUGCACUAACAGUUGCACAACAUAUAUAAUUUUAAUAUUCAAAUUUAAUUUUUUAAACUUUUCACAAAAAUAAAAAUCUUUACAAUAUACAAAUAUAAUUAUAAUACAUAAAAAAACAUAUCCAAGUCUAAAAAAGAUUUUACUAGUUUCCAUUUAGCCUUUGAACUAAAUCUAAACUAUUGAGUAAGCAAGAAGGUAAAUUUUAUUUUUUAUUUGUUUUUUUACAGAGAACAACCAUUAAUCAGUUAUAUGUUAAUCAUUUUGUUUAAUGACAUUCACUUUAUGACUACACACUCAUAGAAAUUUUGGUCCUGGUAAAAAAACAAAAAAUUAAUAAAUGCCAGAUGAUGCCUAGUAUAUUGGAGCCAGUUUUCUGAUUAAGUUCCAUCAAAUGCUCUUUUUAAAGAAUGAUUUUAAAUAGAAAAAUUGUAAUAUUUUUAUGAGAAGGAGUUAGUCGGGGG